GCAACCCUUGGCCCUUCAACCCCUUGGUGCGUGGGAGCCUGGCGACCGAGUUAGGCGUUUCAAAACAGGCCGGGCCUUCGCGCCCUCCGGCGCACCAGGAAGGCGGCGCUCCGCUUCGCUUUCGCCACGCCGCCCACUCCUACACCUACCCGCCUUCCUCUCCUUCGCAAUCACUGCUGGCAUUCAAAGGCGGCCGCCGCUGCCGCCUCCACCUUGGCCGCUUUCUCCUCCCCGGAGUCCCGCCCUGCAUGGAGAGGCGUUGCUCUCUCGCCCGCCGUCGGCGCGGCGGCUGCGUCCCUCUCCUUCCUCCUCCUCUUAAAAGCGCCUGGGUGCCUUUGCGGAGCUCGGGCGCCCGGUUCUUGAGGGGCGACGGCAGCGAGACUCGGAAGAGCAGGACGCCGCCAUGGCCUCGCCUGCAACCGCGGAGAAGUAUAUCUUGGGUGUGGACGUGGGCAGCACGGUGAUACGGUGCCAUGUUUACGACAAGGCGGCGGUGCUCAAGGGAGCCAAAGCUAUGCAGGUGGAAGUUGUUCAGCCUCGGCCAGGUUGGGUUGAACUGGAUCCAGAAAGACUGUGGACACAAUUUGUUGGUGUGGUUAAAGAGGCAGUUCAAGCUGCUGGAGUGAAAAUGAAUCAAAUUUCUGCCCUUGGACUCUCGACACAGCGAGGAACUUUCAUUACGUGGAACAAGAAGACAGGAAAACCUUUUCAUAACUUCAUAAGCUGGCAAGAUUUGAGAGCUGCUGAACUUGUAAAGUCCUGGAACAGAUCUCUUACAAUGAAGGCAGUGCAUGCUGUUUGUUCCUUCUUUCACUUUUUCACUCGGAGCGAUCGCUUUCUGUUAGCGAGUUGCCAAACGUUCACAACACAGCAUGUCUCUUUAAGACUGGCUUGGAUUUUGCAACAUCUACAGGAGGUAGAACAAGCAAGUAAAGAUGACAAUUGCUGUUUUGGAACCAUUGACACAUGGCUACUAUAUAAACUGACCAAAGGUGCGGUGUAUGCUACAGACUACUCAAAUGCCAGUACAACCGCAAUGUUUGAUCCCUUCAAGCUGCAGUGGAGUGCGUUCAUUAGCAAGUUUCUUUCCAUUCCAGUAUCAAUUUUCCCCCCAGUGGAGGACACAAGUCAUAAAUUUGGAACAAUUGAUGCUGAGAUAUUUGGAGUGCCUAUUGCAAUAGCAGCUUUGGUGGCAGACCAACAGGCAGCCAUGUUUGGAGAGUGUUGUUUUGAAAGAGGUGAUAGUAAGGUCACCAUGGGGACUGGUACGUUUUGGGAUGUUAACACUGGAAGCAAAAUUCACGUAUCUACAAAAGGCUUGUAUCCAGUGGUUGGUUGGAAGAUUGGGAAAGAGGUGAUCUUCUUAACUGAAGGAAAUGCUUCUGAUACUGGGAAUUCUAUUAGAUGGGCCCAAAGUGUAGGUCUUUUUACCAAUCCUGAAGAAACAUCAAAAAUAGCCCAGAGUCUAGUAAAUUCAGGAGGAGUUUGUUUUGUUCCAUCUUUCAGUGGAUUGCAGAUCCCAAUGAAUGACCCUUUUGCAUGUACUUCUUUUAUGGGGAUCACAUCUUCCACCACCAAAAAACAUCUUGUUCGAGCUGUGUUGGAAUCUAUAGCAUUCAGAAACAAACAGCUUUAUGAUACCAUCGCAAGAGAAAUGGACAUCCCACUUACGUCCAUUCGAGCUGAUGGAGGUGUCAGUAAAAAUAAUUUUAUAAUGCAGAUGACGUCUGAUCUGAUUAACAAAACAAUAAACAAGUCUGUUUGUACAGAUAUGUCUUGCCUUGGAGCAGCUUUUCUAGCUGGCCUUGCUGUAGGAUUCUGGAAGGACAAAGAGCAACUGAAACAGCUGAGGCAAACUGACAUAGUUUUUAAGCCUCAAAAGGAGCCGGAGGAAUACGAACCAGCCAUGAGCAACUGGGUGAAAGCUGGUCAACGUUCUCUCAGUUGGUACAGCCAGACAUCAUAGAAACGGGGUUAUUGCAAAAUGUUAAAUUAAUAUUUUAGAUUAUAUUUAUAGGACAAUGCAAACACAACUGCAGUUCUGUUUUAGAGUUCAUUUCUGCUUCUUCCGUGAGGUUAAUUAAAACAUACCAGCUGCCCCUCUGGAAGUAGCCACCUUCAAGAGACUGAAUGCCAAAGUUCCCAAGGGGCGACUUCCUGUAAUAGGCAACUAAAUGUGAUGACAAAGAUACCUGAAUGCAAAAGUCCUAGCUGGUUUUUUUGUUCUUACAUUACUGUUGAUGUUUUACCUUAACGCAAGAAGCUUCUAUGAUAAGUGGAAAGUAGCAAAAAGCACCUUGUUCUUCCAGACUUGUGAUUUCAUCCAUGUAUCCUGAUCUGCAACCUAGCACAGAAUGUGGCUGCUUGCCCACUGAGAGUUGCCUCGCAGUAAGAGGCACUGAGACAACUAAGCUGAUUGACCUCUGCUUUCAGCGAUGAUCUUCACUUCUUUAUCUGUCUGAAAUUAAAGCCUGGCCACCUGGGAGAGAUCAGCUGAAUUGCCAGAUGAUGUUGGAAAUCAGUUAGCAAUCCCCAUGGUAUAUAGGUGAGGAAAGGUUUAGGAAUCCCUGUGGCCAAAGGUAGUGAUCCAUUGCUGCUAAUGCAGAUUCUUGGGAAUCCAGAGAGCCCCAGCCUUUAAUUUUUUUUAAUCCUAUUUAGCUGCUGCAUUUAACCAAUUACAGUUGAUGUUUCCAAGUCCAGAGUAGGUCAGGAUUGUCUUCUGCUCUUUUUGGAAGGAAUAUGUCACCACAACUAGAUCUCCCCUCACCCAGUUUAAUUUCCCCUUGUGUUCAUCUGUUUUACUUGCAUUGUUUCAAACUCUAGCACAAUGAUUGAUUUCUAUCCGCAAAUACAACCUGAAUAUAAAAUAGAUAAGGUAGAGCGUAUGUGAAAUUGUGCUUGUGCAUCUAAUGUCUUUGUCAGCAGCAUUUAAGCCCAAGCCCAGUUUCAGAGAAAGCAAACCCACCAAGGGGGUUUUAAAUAGAGUACAAGGAGUUAUUCAAAGGGGAAAUUGCAGUCUACUUCCAGGUACAAUAAAUUCAUGCAAUAAUUGUAUAGUUGUUGUGUGUAAUGCAGAAGUCUUUGCACUGGCUACCCGCUUCUUGUUACCGGGAAAUUGCACCCAUACUUCAUCAUUGUGUCACUGGGAAAGCAUUUUUCUUCCAGCUAGAAUAUGUAUAUAUUUUUUGCAGAUCAACCCUGUAUAAAAUUGUGGCCAAAGAGUUAUGGAUAUCUAUUGACUAGUGACAAGUCUCAUGCAAUUUUAUGUACUCUCUAAAAACAUAGGAAGUUGUCUUUCAUUGAGUCAGACCAUUUGCCCAUCUAGCUCAGCACUGCCUACCAUGGCAGGCAAUGCCUCUGCAGGGUUUCAGACAGGAUCCUUUCCAAGUUCCAGCUGGGAAUGUUGCAGAUUGAACCUGGGACAUUUUGCAGUGAAAGCAGAUGCCCCUGCCAUUGAGUGAUGGCCCUUCUAAAGUGCUUCUGUUUGGUUUUUAUUUUGGGGUGGUGGUAAAAUAGGCUUUAUAGCAAAGUGAAACAGAUCUCUGGCAGAGUUCUCUCUAGGGCCAGGAAAAUGAGUUGGAAGGCCAUCCCCAAGAGUCAUCUAGUCCAAUCCCUUACAAUGCAGGAAUCUCAACGACAGCAUCCAUGACAGAUUUGGGCACCUGAGCCAUACAACAGAAUGGCAUCCCCCACCUCUCCACCAGGGAAGAAAGAGUGAGUGAAGAUCUACAUCAGGAACAAUGGCGGGGGAAAUAAAGCUACACAUCAGGACCUGCUGCCCCUAGGGAUCCUGCCGCCUGAGGCGGUCACCUCACCUUGCCUCAUGGGUGGGCUGGCACUAGCUUUCAGGUGUGCAAAGGGGAUCUCCAAGCUCAGUACACUCUCCAUAAAGCAGUACUUACACAUAUUCCAUCCAGGUAGGCUGGGCUGCCAGACUGAUGCCACUUUGAUUCUGAAAGUGAACUAUCCUUUUCAUCACUCUCAAGAACUUUUCCUUUCUUUCACCUCCUACCCAAGCCUUCCCAUCCCUUAGGACACGCACAACAUAACUUUGAAUGCGAGGAGAGCACUCUGAUCUUCAAAGGCAUUCAGACAAAUAAACACUCUUAUGUCCUUCCACACCUACCAUACAAAUUAAAAGCACAUGAUCCAUGCUAGUUCUGCGCAAUAGUGACCAACUUUGCAUCCUAGUGAGAAUUGUUAGGGAAGAAUUCUGGUUUUUCCUGCCAUUUGUCACCAUGCAAUGGUCUUAAGUGCCUGAAUGAGAAUGGGGUUCAAACUGGAAAUUUUCUGUGACAAUCUGUACUAAUUAUUUUUAUCUGCCCAGAGCCAAGGCAUCUUGUGAACUGUGUUGUGUAUUUGUAAAAGGUUUUAUUUUUAUAUUGGUCAGUUACAGGUGUGCACUUGUUCCUUAUUAUGGACUAUUGUACAUGGGUUAACAUGACUUUGUGUAUGUGUCUAUACACAUUUGAGAAACCCAGACUAUGCAAUAUGUGUGCACAAGAACUGAAGGUUUAUGGAAUAUUUCUUCAUAUUGUAGGCCAGUUCUAUGGCAGAAUGUUUACUUAUAAACUGUUACUCAGCUGACUGUCUCUACCUUGCAGAGAUACUAAUAAGAUUUCUAAUUCAUUAAUAAAAUCUUAUUGCACUGCUCUGAAAAA
Messenger RNA from Podarcis muralis (Common wall lizard), 4661 nucleotides. RefSeq names its product glycerol kinase 5 (gene GK5). Gene Ontology annotation, molecular function: kinase activity. Lineage: Eukaryota; Metazoa; Chordata; Lepidosauria; Squamata; Lacertidae. The record is from RefSeq and is a predicted model, not a curated record. Gene Ontology annotation, biological process: phosphorylation; triglyceride metabolic process; glycerol metabolic process. Gene Ontology annotation, cellular component: mitochondrion.